Messenger RNA from Penicillium brasilianum, 1062 nucleotides. The record is from the annotation of a GenBank genome assembly. NCBI's taxonomy places the organism in Eukaryota, Fungi, Ascomycota, Eurotiomycetes, Eurotiales, Aspergillaceae.
AUGGGUGAAUGCGACCAUCCUGCUAAAGACUUUCCGGUGCCAUUUGCCCAGCGUCCGAUCAUCAUCUUGGGCGCCGGCAUCAUCGGCUGUGCCGCCGCUCGCCAGCUGCUGCUCAAGGGCUUUGACGUCACUCUGGUCGCUGAACUCCUGCCGGGGGAUCAAGACAUUCAUUACGCCUCGGCAUGGGCCGGUGCAGCCUGGCAUGCGGCAGGGGGGAUCACUCCCGACCAGCGCUAUAUUCAGGCUGUGACCCAUCGCAUCCUACGCCAGAUGGCCCUGGAGCCAGAGUCCGGAGUCAGUAUCGUGGAUGCUCGAGAGUAUCUUGAACGGACACCGACCCCGGAUUCUGCUCUCUGGGGGAAGACUGUGGUGUCUAGGUUCCGGAGUCUGUCCCCAGGAGAAUAUCCAUCCGAAUUUGCCUGUGCCUGGGCAUAUGAGACGCUUGUGACCGACCCCACGCGACACAUGCCAUAUCUGAAGAGACAGAUUCAAAGGCUAGGUGGCCAUUUCAUCCGCCACAAAGUCGACUCACUGCAUGAGUUGUACGACAUGUUCCCUGAUUCUCGAGUCUUCAUCAACGCUAGCGGGCUCGGCAGUAAAACUCUGGCAGAUGUCCGGGACGAUUGCUGUUUUCCCGAACGGGGCCAGAACGUCUUCCUACGAACCGAUCGAUGUCGGACCAUGUACUUUCGCAACGGGCAAGAGUAUACCUAUGUGAUCCCCCGGCCAUACUCGGGGGGCGUAGUAUUGGGUGGUGUCAAACAGGAAGAUAACCUAUCUCCCAAUGUUGACCUCGAGAUCGCUCGAGAUGAAAUUGCUCGCGCACAUCGAUUAGCCCCCGACGUCGUCCCGGCCAAUCCGCCCGAGGACGCCAUCAGCCACAUCAUCGGGAUUCGCCCCUCUCGCAAAGGGGGGUUCCGGCUCGACUCCGAAGUUCAAGGAUCACGAACGCUACUGUCGGCGUAUGGGUUUGGAGGCGGUGGGUAUGCAUUUUCCUACGGCGUGGCAGAGGCGCUGGUCAGGAUGGUGGAGCGGGCUGAGCGCGACAACGUCAUUGUGUAG